UACCCUCUUUGUGUUGUGCAUCUUCGCCGCUAGUAGCAGUGAAAGAUGGGGGAGGCAGACUUAGCUUUAGGACAGACCGACGAAAAACCUCCAGACACGGGCUCAGUUCCCGGCGACGACUCGGUGGUAUGGAGCCAUGAAGUAGAGGUGUGCCUCUUCCACGCCAUGCUGGGUCACAAACCCGUAGGGGUGAACCGUCACUUCCACAUGAUCUGCAUCCGGGACAAGUUCAGCCAGAACAUAGGCCGGCAGGUCUCCUCCUCCGUCAUCUGGGACCACCUGGGAACCAUGUACGACAUGCAGGCCCUGCAUGAGUCGGAGAUCCUUCCCUUUCCGAACUCGGAGAAGAGCUUCUCUCUGCCUGAUGACAUCAUCCAGGACGUUAAAGAAGGGAAGGGAGGGGGUGAGGAGGAGAAGAAGGAGUUUAAGAUGGAGAGAGAACCUCCUGCCACUCAUGAAGAAGGCAGCAACUCGUCGGUGAAGUUGGGCGAGCGAGGGAGCAGCCGUGACAAAGAGAGAGACAAAGAGAGGGAGAAGGAGAGAGAGAAGGGGCCGAGCGAGGGAGGAGGAGCAGGAGGAGGAGGAGGAGGCGGCGUUAAGGAGGCAGAGAAGAGGAAGAGGAAUCGAGGACAAGCCGAGAAGCUCAUCUCCUCGUCAUCGUCUUCAUCACACCCUGCGAGCCCCGGAGGAACCAAGAGGAGGCGUACCUGAGGAGAGAGAGAGGGAGAGAGAAAAGAGAGGUAGAGAGAAGGAGAGAGAGGUAGAGAGAGAGUAAGUGGUGAGUGAGGUUGAGAGAGAGAGGUAGAGAGAGAGAGAGAGAGAGAGAGAGAGAGAGUGUGAGAGUGGUGGAAAGGAGAGACAGACGGAGAGAGAGAGAGAGAGAGAGAGUCUGAGUGGUAGACAGAAGAGAGAGUGAGGUAGAGUGAGGUAGACUCUGAGUGGUAGACAGGAGAGAGAGUGGUAGAGUGAGGUAGAUGUGUACAUAGAGAGAGAGAGCUAUGAGAGAGACUAUUGGACAGGCGGAUUGGUAGUAAGGUAGUUUUCAUCGUGCUGCUGGAGUCACCUGGAGAGACCGAACAUGACAGACUCUGAACACCAGGGGCCCAACCCCCGCCCUCCCCCAGCCUGGCUCCCAGGGGCCCUCCCCCUAGGGGCCCGCCCCCGAUAGGCCCUCCACCCACGGGCCCUCCCCAAAGCCUGGCCCCCACAGGCUCUCCACCCAGGGGCCCACUUGCCAGGGGCCCUCCUCCCAGGGGCCAUCAAACUAGGGGCCCUCCCCCAGGGCCCCUCCUCCCAGGGGGCCUCCCCCAGCACUGUCGGCGUAUGGUCAUGUGACCCUGCAGUGGACCAACCCAGUGCAAACUACUAAACAUGAAGUGGCUUGUCUGAAGUAGUGCAACUUCCUCCAUGCUCGGUGUGUGCGUUUGUGUGUGUGUGUGUGUGUGUGUGUUUGUUUGUGUGGGGGGGUGGGUGUGUGUGUGU
Messenger RNA from Gadus chalcogrammus (walleye pollock), 1482 nucleotides. It is a transcript of the gene mrgbp, whose product is annotated as MRG/MORF4L binding protein. Lineage: Eukaryota; Metazoa; Chordata; Actinopteri; Gadiformes; Gadidae. Gene Ontology annotation, biological process: regulation of transcription by RNA polymerase II. The transcript is spliced from 5 exons. The record is from RefSeq and is a predicted model, not a curated record. The coding region runs from base 46 to 711 and encodes 221 amino acids. Gene Ontology annotation, cellular component: nucleus; NuA4 histone acetyltransferase complex.